Messenger RNA from Symbiodinium natans, 1140 nucleotides. Lineage: Eukaryota; Dinophyceae; Suessiales; Symbiodiniaceae. The record is from the annotation of a GenBank genome assembly.
AUGCGCCUUCCCUCACCUACUCCAAUUCGUGGACUGCUGCGCUGCUUGGAUGCCGGCUUCUUUGCGCCUUCCUUCGAGGAGGAAGGCUACAAAACCAUCGGCGAUGUGCGGUGUGAUGGCCGGGAGGCCGUGCACGAGUUUGUCUCGGCCCUCAGCAUGCCACGUGGAUCUGACGAACGCUUCAUGCGCCUGUGCUUUCAGGACGAUGCGGAAGGCGCAAACGAUGGUGGCAGUAGCGAGGCUGACUCUGCAGCUGCAGCGCUUCCAUGCAGCACCGGAGACGUUGAGUGGCAAAAGGCUGUGAUGCCACUGUACUCGAUGCACAUGGGUUGCGAGAACAUGGGUCCGCUCCUCCACAGCCUGACGCGCUUCGUCAAGCCACGAUGCUGCCUGGAAGUCGGGGCAGGCUACACGUCGGCCUUCUUGCUGCAAGCAUUAGAGGACAACUGGCGGGAGAUGCAGUUCUGGGAGUCGUGGCGAAGCUCACAGUCAUCAAAGACUUCAAACACGUCUGGACCCACCCCAGAGAGCUGGCUGGUCGGCGGAUCUGGUUCGCCUAUCGACGUGGAAGGUGGAGUGUUGCAUUGCGUCGACAACUUUGCUCAUCAACACACAACCGCACCAGAGCUUUUCCGUGUAGCGCAGCGUUUGGGAAUCCAACAUCGAUUGAGGCUCCACCUCGACGACGCAAGAGCUUUUCUCGAAGAGUCUGGGCACCUUCACUUUGAUUUCGUCUGGCUGGAUGGAUUGCUGGACUUUGCACCACCAGUGAAUGGAAAUGUAAAGGACGGCAUUGACAGCUUCCUGUCGCUACUUUGGCCUCGAGUUCUUCCCGGAGGCUUAGUUCUGUCCUCUGACGAUGACUGGGGACUCCACAAAACCGGUACGAUGUUGUUUGGUAGUUGUUUUUUGUACUUGUUGCCUUCAUGCGAAUUCUAUAGAUGGCAUCGAAGGCUCCACAGCACUUUGACGAACAGCGCUGUUCGGGAAUGGGUGGACUCUGCAGCCAAGUCGCUGCAGGGCACACCGGGUGCUAUGUUGAGCCUUUUAGAGCCCCACAAGAAGUUUCAGAACUCGGUCAGCAUCCUGCAGAAGAGGUCUGAUGGUUUUUCUGAGCCGGUCUACUCUAAGUUACCGUGA